AUGAUUGGGUCGACCAUAUUGGAAGCCAACGACUCUCCCUCAGGCCUGCCCAGCACUGCCGAUCGGCUCCUCCGCGUGAAGGAGCUUCUGUUGGGUCCGAUCUCCGUCCUGAUUCAAGAUUCCAGUGAAGUUAAGAAGAUCCUUGACGAGGACGUAUCUGACCCAACGAAGAGCAUGUACGUGAAUUUACCUGGAUCUCUUAACGACAUUAAUGUUCUUCAUCGAUCUCCACUAUUUGCAAAGUUGGCCAACGGAGAAGCUCCUAAAGUGAAGUAUAAGAUAAAUGGUCAUGAUUACACAAUGGGAUACUAUCUUGCAGAUGGCAUAUACCCAUCUUGGGCUACACUGGUUAAGACCAUACCUGAACCACGUGGUAGUAAGAGGACAUACUUUGCAAAAGCACAGGAAGCAGUACGAAAGGAUGUGGAACGAGCUUUUGGGGUGCUGCAGUCCCGUUUUGCUAUAAUUCGAGGGCCAGCUCGGUUUUGGGAUGAUAAGACGCUGAGCGAAAUUAUUACAGCUUGUAUUAUCAUGCAUAAUAUGAUUGUCGAAGAUGAGGGAAUACUGGAUCCUGACGAACGCUUCGACGGUGGAGGAGAUUGUGUUGAGCCCUCACAUGAGCAUACGGCAGAUUUCGAUGAAUUUAUUGAGAACCACUUGAAAAUUAGAAACAAGGAAAUUCACCAUCAACUUCAAGAAGAUCUAGUGGAGCACUUGUGGAGGAGGCGUGGCCACAGUUUCCUUCAUAAUCUUUUUGGCUUCAUAAUAAGAGCUUGGCACAGUGGAACUAUCAGGUAA
Messenger RNA from Panicum hallii, 798 nucleotides. RefSeq lists its product as uncharacterized. The transcript has 4 exons. The coding region runs from base 1 to 798 and encodes 265 amino acids. The record is from RefSeq and is a predicted model, not a curated record. NCBI's taxonomy places the organism in Eukaryota, Viridiplantae, Streptophyta, Magnoliopsida, Poales, Poaceae.